AUGCUGGUGAAUUCAGAAAUGUACGAAGGAAGUGCUUACUAUGAUCCAUCUCAUCUGGAAUCACUCAUUGAUCAUCAAGAUGACAACGCUUUAUCCCAAACCCAUCUCCACAAUUUCCAUCAAACCCCCAAUUUUUCCUCCAUUGAAGCAUCAGCAGAUUAUCAGCUCAUCAAUAUGGAUAUGGAUCACCAAAACCAGAUGAUCCAUGACCUCAAUUGGACCACUCACUCUCACGAUCAAAUUCAAAUGGGGAACGACAACAAUUGUAUAUCAAACAUGCCUUUAAUCACUCCAAAUCCAACCCCACCAGAUCUUCUCAAUCUUUUCCAGUUACCCAGAUGCUCAAAUUCAUCAAUCUCAUUCUCAAACCCGACCCACAUGGAUCAAACCUCGGGUCAAGUAACUUACGAUCCUUUACUACCGUUAAACCUCCCUCCACAGCCUCCGUUUUUCAGAGAAUUGCUUCAUUCUCUGCCAAACGGGUAUAACUUGACGGCCAGCGGGUCGAUAUUUGGGGAAAUGGAUAUGGAGAGAGAAGGGAUGCAUCAAUUGUACCAUGAAGGCGAUGGGGUUUUGAAGUUCAGUGGCGACAUUAAUGGAAUCGUUGGAAAAGGAAGAGAUGUUAAAGACACUAAACAUUUUGCCACCGAAAAGCAUCGAAGGCAACAACUGAAUGAUAAAUAUGAUGCCUUAAAGAACUUGGUCCCUAAUCCCACCAAGGCGGAUCGAGCAUCGGUGGUAGGAGAUGCAAUCAAAUACAUAAACGAGCUGAAAAGAGAGGUGGCGGAACUCACGAUUCUCGUGGAGAGAAAGAGAUGCAAUCGAGGAAGGAUGAAGAAACACAAAACCGAAGACGACUCCACAUUAGACGUUGAAAGCAUCAGCACGAGGCCAAACGGUGGCGGUGAUCAUGAUCAACAAGCAGCGUACAACGGUAAUUCGACUUCCACAUUACGGAGCUCGUGGCUUCAGAGAAAAUCGAAGAACACCGAAGUUGAUGUCCGGAUCAUCGAUGAUGAAGUUACCAUCAAAUUAGUCCAGCAAAAGAGAAUCAAUUGCUUGUUGUUUGUUUCCAAAGUUCUUGAUGAACUUCAAUUGGAUCUUCAUCAUGUUGGUGGUGGCCUCAUCGGUGAUUUCUACAGUUACCUGUUCAAUACCAAGAUUUGUGAAGGGUCGUCGGUUUAUGCAAGUGCUAUUGCAAAUAAGCUAAUUGAGGUGGUGGAUAGGCAUUAUGCAAGUAUCCCAGCAGCUACUGGGUAUUAG
Messenger RNA from Cynara cardunculus var. scolymus (artichoke), 1263 nucleotides. RefSeq names its product transcription factor bHLH91-like. Gene Ontology annotation, biological process: regulation of DNA-templated transcription; anther wall tapetum development. Lineage: Eukaryota; Viridiplantae; Streptophyta; Magnoliopsida; Asterales; Asteraceae. The coding region runs from base 1 to 1263 and encodes 420 amino acids. The record is from RefSeq and is a predicted model, not a curated record. The transcript has 3 exons. Gene Ontology annotation, molecular function: protein dimerization activity.